Messenger RNA from Scylla paramamosain (green mud crab), 1465 nucleotides. RefSeq lists its product as uncharacterized. The record is from RefSeq and is a predicted model, not a curated record. The transcript is spliced from 2 exons. Bases 40 to 1038 code for a protein of 332 amino acids. NCBI's taxonomy places the organism in Eukaryota, Metazoa, Arthropoda, Malacostraca, Decapoda, Portunidae.
GCCCUCCUCGCUUACACGCACAGAUACACACACGCAGUCAUGGCGAAGGUUCUGCCGCCGCCGCCGCUGCUGUUAAUGUUGUUGUUGAUACUGACGCUAAGUCUUAGAGGCGCAGCAAACACCACCUUGGCUUCGGUCUGUCGUGCUGACAUAGUUGUGAAGAAAAGACAAACACGAGUCAUCUUCUCCAAGGUCUUUGAAUACCCUGUAAGUUUCUGGAAAGAUUUGGAAGUGAAGCCUGGAAGAGAAUUUUGGGGCGUCUAUCUUGCGGUGCUGGGGAGUGACGGCACUCACCACACUGCCUCGUUCCCUGCCAAGGGAUGCUUCCCGAGCGAUGACUGGUGGGCUUUCAGCUGGGUGACAUGGCUGUACGCAGAAAAGUUUGUACUGACGAUUAAGUAUGGUAAAUGCAUGAAGGGGUGCAGGCUGAACAUUGUCCCGCGAGGCCUCUACAACGUCAGCGUGGAGGCUCAGGGCACUUCCAGCUGGAGAGAGAUUAUGUCAGGCAUCGCCUGUGAACGGAAACAUUUUAUAGGGCCUUAUGAACUUCCUUCCAUAUCCCAUUGCAUGGAAUCUUCAACCACCAUGGCCAUUCCUCUAGUAAGGACUAAUUUUAUACUGCCCGUGGUGGUGGCCGUGGUGGUGGCAGUGGUGGUGGCAGUGGUGGCAGUGGUGGUGGUGGUGGCCUGUCGGAAGAAUCGUUUGACAUCAUCAAAUGAGGCGAGGCUCCAGCCCCAGCCUGCCGCUCCCAGCCGCCACCUGCAGUUCACCAAGGGCCAGGGACGCACCCCAAACCAAGACGAGGAAGCCAUCUAUUACGAAAUCCUGCCUGACCUCUCAGAACGCCGAGUGGUGGUGAUGCCGGCUCCACAGGACUCAGAGAAACCCGUCUACGAUGACGUAUUACCUGAACAUGGCGUGCGGCCUCAUCCACCUGUCUACGAGAACGUACCUCUUCCUGGUGGUGGUGCCUCCCCUCACGGGCUCCAGGAGGCUCCGGAAGUCAAUGAGUCACACAUCUACGCCACGGUGCUGUAGACAACGUGCACCGCAGCCUGGAAAAUACAGUCAGAAGACUGUAAGGAAACCAAUUUCUGAGUCUUGUAAAAGAGCACCACUGGGACGUUUGUCCCUCAAGUGUGUGCCAAUGAUGUCUUUUGAUUUGCUUAGCUUGGUUUGUUUUAGCAAAACUUAUCUUUGUUUGUUGUUUUGUCCAAGAGUGGCCUUGGUUGAAUGGUGCAGGCCAGUGGCCAGUGUGCACUCCCUGCUGGGGCACCGGGCCAGUGUGCACUCCCUGCUGGGCCACCGGGCCAGUGUGCACUCCCUGCUGGGCCACCGGGCCAGUGUGCAUUCCCUGCUGGGGCACCGGGCCAGUGAACACUCCCUGCUGGGCCACCGGGCCAGUGUGCACUCCCUGCUGGGGCACUUGCUAUGUGUUGCAAUGCCAAUGUAAUAAACACUAGAG